UCCAGCUAGCUUUUGUACACACACCACUCACUGUCCCAGAGCGAGUGAAGGCCAGUGAAGAAUGAGCCCGUUUUCCUCUGAGUCAGCAUGGCUCUGCUUGGCUGCCACUUCAGUGCUGGGGGGCAUGCUUCUCUGUAGAUCCAAGAGCCCAGGGCAGUGGAGGAGACAGAUGCUGUGCCUCGCUGGCCUCUGGGGAGGCGCUUGCCUGCUCAGCCUGUCCCUCCUCUGCAGCCUGCUCCUCUUAUCGCUGGGCUGCUUCCUGCUGUAUGUGAGUUCAUCUGACCAAGAACUGUUACCCGUGGAUCAAAAGGCCGUGUUGGUGACAGGUUCUGAUUCUGGUUUCGGUCAUGCUCUGGCCAAGAACCUGGACAAGCUGGGUUUCACAGUGUUUGCUGGAGUGUUGGAUGAAGCGGGCCCAGGAGCAGAGGAACUGAGAAAAACCUGCUCUGAGCGCCUCUCGGUGCUCCAGAUGGAUGUCACCAAGCCAGAGCAGAUAAAAGAUACUCUCAGCAAAGUCACAGAGAAGAUAAAAGACAAAGGGCUGUGGGCCGUGGUCAACAACGCUGGCAUCAUAAACUUCCCGAUAGACGGGGAACUCAUCCCCAUGACCAGCUACAGGAAAUGCAUGGCUGUGAACUUCUUCGGGACGGUGGAGGUCACCAAGACGUUUCUGCCUCUACUGAGAAAAUCUAAGGGGAGGCUGGUGAACAUAAGCAGCACGGCAGGCAGAAUUCCAUUUCAAAUGAUGGCAGCCUACAUCUCAACAAAGGCAGCGAUAACCAUGUUUUCAUCAGUCAUGAGGAUAGAGCUUUCCAAAUGGGGAGUCAAAGUUAUUACCAUACAACCAGGAGGUUUCAAAACAAACAUCUUUGGCUCACCUGACACUUGGGAUAAGAUGGAGAUGGAGAUCCUGGAGCACUUGUCCAAAGAGAUGCAGGAGGACUAUGGCAGGGACUAUGUCCGUGCACACAAGAACCACCUCUUGACUAUGAGAGACUUGUCCGGCUCAGAUAUCACCCCCGUGCUGCGGGAUAUCGAGCUCGCCAUUUCUGCCAAGAACCCCUCUCCCUUUUAUGCCCCAGGGAAAAUGGCUUACCUGUGGAUCUGCUUGGAAGCCUAUUUCCCAACCACUGUAUGUGACUUUGUUAUGCAAAGGUAUUUUGGUCCAAAGCACAUACCGAGAGCUCUAAGGGAUAGCAGGUUUUAAGAAUGAGGCCCCAAGGGGGAUGAAAGGGAAACCUCUUAUUAAACUCAUUUUCUACCUCAAA
Molecule: messenger RNA, 1268 nt
Organism: Meriones unguiculatus (Mongolian gerbil)
Lineage: Eukaryota; Metazoa; Chordata; Mammalia; Rodentia; Muridae
Gene: Hsd17b2
Product: hydroxysteroid 17-beta dehydrogenase 2
Exons: 5
Coding region: 62-1207 (381 amino acids)
Source: RefSeq, a predicted model, not a curated record